Acipenser ruthenus (sterlet) is the source of this 3070-nucleotide messenger RNA. Its product is annotated as zinc finger protein 397-like. The record is from RefSeq and is a predicted model, not a curated record. The transcript has 3 exons. The coding region runs from base 303 to 1436 and encodes 377 amino acids. Gene Ontology annotation, molecular function: RNA polymerase II cis-regulatory region sequence-specific DNA binding; DNA-binding transcription factor activity, RNA polymerase II-specific. Gene Ontology annotation, cellular component: transcription regulator complex; PcG protein complex. Gene Ontology annotation, biological process: regulation of transcription by RNA polymerase II. Lineage: Eukaryota; Metazoa; Chordata; Actinopteri; Acipenseriformes; Acipenseridae.
UAAUAGUACAAUCUUUAGUUUUAUAGCGCCUUUCAUAGUGGUCCACCAUCACAAAGUGGUGUGUGAGCUAUGCAUCAGCUGCAGAGUCACUUACAACAACGUCUCACCUGAAAGACGGAGCACAAGGAGGUGAAGUGACUUGCUCAGGGUCACACAAUGAGUCAGUGGCUGAGCUGGGAUUUGAACUGGGGACCUCCUGGUUACAAGUCUGUUUAUUUAACCACUGGACCACACAGCCUCCUAAAAGGAACAACAAGCUCCUAACAACCAAGCUGCUACUAAGCAGAAUCCCGUGUGCUGCCAUGGACAGUGUGGAGAUGGAAUCUGUCCAGAUUAAAGAGGAGUUCUCUGAACCUGAACUUGUCCCCUUUAGAGCGGAGGUCUCUGGGCUGGCUUCCCUCCCCAUUAAACAGGAGCUCUGUGAGAUGCAAUGUGACAGCAGCCAGUCAGAGGUAUCUGAGAUUAAAGCUGAGCACAGUGAAUUGGAGAUCCCACAGACAGAAGAACCGCUUCCUGUUAAACAAGGAGAGGUGCUCGAAAUUAACCGUAUUAAACAGGAGCCCACUGAAGUAGAGUUUGACCACAUGGAACCAGGGAAGGAAGAAUCCGAGGACUUCAAACCAAACAUCCCUAAGCUGGAGAGAGUCUGUGUGAGAGAGCAAGGUGCUGGAGAGGAAGGCUCUCCCAACAGCAUGCAAGGAGGUGGAAAGGAAGACGGGCGCUCACAUUCAGAAUGCAGUCUAGCAGGUUCCAGUCCAGCAGCUAAAGCGAGGGCAGACGGUGGAGAAUAUCCUGACUGUGGGAAAGGUUUAACGCAGUUAGGGCAUUUAAACAAAAUCCAGCGAACUCACACAGGCGAGAAACCGUAUGGCUGCACUGACUGUGGGAAGAGUUUCAGUCAUUCAAACAGCCUUGUUUUACACCAGCGAAUUCACACAGGAGAGAAACCGUAUCACUGCUCUGACUGUGGGAAGAGUUUCAGUCAGUCAAACAGCCUUGUUUUUCACCAGCGAACUCACACAGGAGAGAAACCGUAUCACUGCUCUGACUGUGGGAAGAGUUUCAGUCGGUCAAACAGCCUUGUUUUACAUGAACGAACUCACACAGGAGAGAAACCGUAUCACUGCUCGGACUGUGGGAAGAAUUUCAGUCGGUCAGGCAGCCUUGUUUCACACCAGCGAACUCACACAGGAGAGAAACCGUAUCGCUGCUCUGACUGUGGGAAGAGUUUCAGACAGUUAGGCAGCCUUGUUUCACACCAGCGAACUCACACAGGAGAGAAACCGUAUCACUGCUCUGACUGUGGGAAGAGUUUCAGUUGGUCAGACAGCCUUGUUUCACACCAGCGAACUCACAGAGGAGAGAAACUGUGUCUCUUAAACAAGCCCUUCCAAAACACCAGUGAAUUCACAGAGGAGAGGAACCUUAAAUACUGAUUUGUGUAUCACUCUUAACUCUUUCUGGUCCAUUUAUUCAGCAUGUAUGUUUUGUGUAUCACUCUUAAGAGCAUGCAUUUUAAAUUGUAAAAAUGCAAAUCCUCUCUCUUGCUCUCUGUCAAAGUGGGUGGUGACGCUAACACGUCACAAGAGGCUUCUCUGCUGUCAGUUUAACUCAGGCUGUCAAUGCAGUCAGUGCCUGGGAGUGGGAAUAUGCAGAAAGGAAACUAUUCCACACCUCAUCUGAUGGACGAGUCAGGAGAAAUCAAUAACUCAGUGUGGAAAUGAGUUUCAGGAUUUAACAUUUAAACUUCAUUAACUUGAAAAUAAAUAAAUUGACGGGAAUGAGUAUCCAGACCCCUGAUGUAGCAUCCCAGAGACGAGACUGCAGCGUCCUUACUGGGCAACCGCCUGGAGGAUGGGUCUUUGGAAAUUCAUCACUGUUGAAAAACGAAUGAAAACUGAUAGUGUUGCAUGACUGUAUUAUGACAUGAAUGAGUGAAUAUUGCGUGACGUGUCUCUUUGCAGUGUGCAUUGUCCAUGCUUGUGUUUGUGUUGCUUUUGUAAAGUGCCCCGAGUAAUAGCAGUGCAGUGUAACGGAUGUGCAAUGGAUGUAUUUAUUUUUUUGAAUGUAAUAAGAUUGAGUUUUAUUGUGUGAUUUUUAUCAUUUUUACUGUUGCACUGUCCCUUUAAACCUCAGGGAGACUAUUGGUCUCAAUAGUAAUUGCAGUGCUAAUUCGUAAUGGGGCCAGCUGUAUAAGAACAGGUGGGAUUAAUCAGUGCGAAGGCGAUCGGGUUUGAGAGAUUUGUGAGCUGAGAGCACGGGUCGGGGAACUACUGUUUGGUAAGGAUUGUAACUUUUGAAGUGUAAUACUGAGGCGCUGUGAAUUGGCUGAAGCGCUAGAAGUUAAUGGUAAACUAUUCAUAUUGAAUAGUUUGGUCCGCUCUAUAUUGGAGUGGUUUCAGUGAAGUAUCCCCCGUGCUCUUAGACGUCGGUCGCAAUUGUAUGGGGUUGAUUACAAAAGAGAAUGUGCAUUGUCUGUAUUCUGAGUUGGUAAUUACGAUCCUGUGAAUUUUGAUGUAAUUAUCUGAGCGCUGCAUACGAACUUUUUUUCUGUGUUAUUGGUUGUUUUAGACUUUUAGAGUAGCGUUUCUGUCCUGAUUAUCCUAACUGUAAUUGUGUAUGUGUUUACAAUGUAUAGUUAUAAGAGGUCUGUUAACUGUUGAUUGCACACCUGCACUUUAUCAACUUGUGUAUUAACUAAAAUAGCGGCUAUUGGAGGGUUUAAGCAUUAUAGGCAUGUUUUAGGUUGCAUGACGUUUUCUGUUCUAUGAAAAUCACUGAUUAUUAGUUUUUUUUAAAGUGUGUUAUUUAAGGUUUGUUUUAUUGUUUGGAAUUGUGUUUGUGGAAACCACUAUUUGCUUGAAGGCUGUUAUUUAAAAGUGUUAUUGUGCUGUGAAUUUUCUUUUUAUUUAGAAGUGUUGGUGUGACAUUAUUUAGUUUAAAGUAUCCUAGUGCUUAGGGUCUAAUGGGAUCGCUCUUUUUUAAUAAUCUGCUGCUAUAGUUUAAAGGUUGCUGCUAUCAAAUCUGCUGCUAUAGGUAAAAGCUGUGAUAUUUUGUUUAAAUAAAAUUC